Molecule: messenger RNA, 486 nt
Organism: Colletotrichum orchidophilum
Lineage: Eukaryota; Fungi; Ascomycota; Sordariomycetes; Glomerellales; Glomerellaceae
Exons: 1
Coding region: 1-486 (161 amino acids)
Source: RefSeq, a predicted model, not a curated record
AUGUACGGUUGGAUGAAGGAAUCGAACGACAGAGGAUGGAGGGGAGGGGGAGUUGCAUGGCAGAUAUACAAACGCACGGAAGGAGGGAAGGGCGGGAGAGAGAUUAGAGAUCAGAGACAGAGCUUCACACCUCACACCUCACACACGGGCACUAACUAUCUUACCACACGAGCAUUCACACACACCACCACACACAGGGCGUGGACACACACCCUCACUGGCCUCCCCGGAACUGGAACUGGAACUGGAACACUGGAGCUGGAACGGGGACUGGGCCAGGGGGGGUUGGCUAUUAGCCUAGACAGCUAUGGAGGAGGAUGGGAUGAGAUGCGAUGGAGUGGUGGGAUGAGAUUGAGAAGGGGAGAGAGAGAGAAGGUGAGAAGCUGGGCUGCCGUCGCCAUGGCUUGCGUCCCAGGUCUGGGUUCGGGGAUGGGAUGGGAUGAGAACGGCGGUUGCGGUGGUGGUGUACGGUGGCAGGCGAAGUAA